GCUGUGCGGCGCUGACAGCAGAGCCGAGCCGACACUCAAGAUGGCAGGUCUAUCUUUAUACUUUGAAGAUAGCCAUGAUGAUUUGGAUGAUUUUGGAUUUGAUGACUACGGUUCGGAGUGUGAUGGCAUUCGCAUCACAGCCUUUCUCGAUGCGGGACAAGACAACCUAACGCCUCUUGGGAGGCUAGAGAAGUAUGCCUUCAGUGAAAAUGUCUUCAACAGGCAGAUCGUGGCUCGCGGCCUGCUUGACGUGCUUCGAGAAUUCAGUGACAAUGAAAAUGACUUUAUCAGUGUCAUGGAGACUGUUGCCAGAAUGUCGGAAGAUGGAGAGCCCACAGUGCGAGCUGAACUGAUGGAGCAGGUUCCUAAUAUUGCAAUGUUUUUGCACGAGAGUCGGCCUAACUUCCCAGCUGCUUUUUCAAGAUACUUGGUUCCAAUUGUGGUCCGAUAUCUCACUGAUCCAAAUAAUCAGGUGCGGAAGACAAGUCAGGCAGCGCUGCUUGUUCUGUUAGAGCAAGGCGUAAUUUCUAAAGCCGACAUGGAGACCAAAGUUUGUCCAGUUCUGAUCGACCUGACGGAGCCCAGUAGUGACGAUGACUACAAAAUUGAAGCAGUUGCUAUCAUGUGUAAAGUUGUGACCAUGUUAAGCAAAGACACAGUGGAGCAUUUAUUGUUGCCACGUUUCUGUGACUUGUGCAGCGAUGCCAGACUCUUUCAAGUGCGCAAGGUGUGUGCAGCUAAUUUUGGAGAAUAUUGCUCUAUUGUUGGUCAGGAGGCCACAGAAAAACUACUGAUGCCCAAGUUCUUUGAUCUGUGCUCAGACAGUCUUUGGGGCAUCAGGAAAGCUUGUGCCGAGUGCUUCAUGAUGGUGUCCAAUUCCACCUCUCCAGAAGUGCGACGCUCAGAAUUGUCCCCCCUUUUUAUCCACCUCAUUAGUGACCAGUCCCGCUGGGUGCGACAGGCUGCCUUUCAGUCUCUGGGGAGAUUCAUCUCCACUUUUGCAAACCCCUCCAGCACAGGCCUUCAUUUUAGAGAUGACGGUGCCCUUCCAGAGGUUGCCCGGUGUACGUCAGACAGCAACUGCUCCCUUAACUCUCUGAACUGCACCGACAUUAGCAGCAGCCACACAGACAGAACCAUCACCCACACGCCUCCUAACCAGGAUGGCCGUGCCACACCAUCACCAGAGCAUGUGUCAACAGCCGACUGCGACGAUUUGCACAACUAUGAUGACAACCACACUUCUGUUCUCGAACAGACACAUGACGGUGUCAUCCUAACAACUAGCAGUGGCCGUCCUAUAAGUACAGGCAACCGCAAGAUCACUAAAGAAACAGAGCAGACAGACGAGAACUUUAAUUCUUUCCACUAUUGGAGAUCUCCCUUACCAGACAUCAGCGGGGAACUGGACAUGCUGAACUCUCAAACCUCGGCGGAAGUGACAGAGACGGAUCAAAAAGAGGCAGAAGAAGAGGAACAAGAAGAGCAUCGUCCCGAUUCCAGAUCUAGCCACGGCAAAGCUACCAGUGAUCAGAUCCAGAAGGUUUUAGAUUGUUUGCAACCUCACAUAGCAGAUCCAGAUGUACAAGCUCAAGUCCAAGUGCUGUCAGCAGCUCUGAAGGCAGCACAACUCGACAGCCCAUCAGACGACAGCCCAACUGAACCACCGCCAGAACUGGAGCCUGACAAUGACACUGACGGCCCUUCGGAAGUGUGUAACUCGGUGGAAGUUCAGUCACAAAGCGAGGAGACUUUCACAGAAGAGGAAGAAACAGUGGAAACUCCUCCAGUCUCAGAGACGAGUCCUUUCCAGGAGCAAGGAGAUGAGGAAACACAAACGGAUCCCCUGGAGGACCAGGAAGAGUCUCCCAUCAGCUCUCUUGUUGUGGAGUCUGAUCUAAUUGAGAGUGUAGAGGAAGAGGGAAAGGAAGACUCUCCUCACAGCCCAAUGUAUGAGGAGAAGCCUAAGAUCCAGAAUGUCAUCCCCCAACAGCUCUUGGAUCAGUACCUCUCUAUGACGGACCCAUCCCGGGCCCAGUCAGUGGAUACAGAGAUAGCCAAACACUGUGCCUUCAGCCUGCCGGGGGUGGCGCUUACUCUUGGACGACAGAACUGGCAUUGUCUCAAGGAUACGUAUGAAACCCUCGCUAGUGAUGUGCAGUGGAAGGUGCGGCGCACAUUGGCGUUUUCCAUUCAUGAGCUGGCGGUCAUUCUGGGGGACCAGCUCACAGCUGCUGAUCUGGUGCCCAUCUUCAACGGAUUCCUCAAAGACCUGGACGAGGUUCGCAUCGGCGUGCUCAAACACCUGUACGACUUCCUGAAGCUGCUGCAUGCAGAGAAGAGGAGAGAGUAUCUGUACCAACUGCAGGAGUUCAUGGUGACAGACAACAGUCGCAACUGGAGAUUCAGAUACGAGCUGGCAGAGCAGCUGAUAUUGAUCAUCGAGCUCUACAGCCACUACGACGUGUAUGACUACCUCAGACAGAUAGCACUCACCCUCUGCUCUGACAAAGUCUCCGAGGUCAGGUGGAUCUCUUACAAGCUGGUGGUGGAGAUUCUCCAGAAGCUGUACGCCUGCGGGGCCGAUGACCUGGGCCUGAACUUCAUCAAUGAGCUCACUGUCAGGUUCUGCCACUGUCCCAAGUGGGUGGGGAGGCAGGCCUUUGCUUUCAUCUGCCAGGCGGUUGUGGAGGAGGACUGCAUGCCCAUGGAGCAGUUCAGCCAGCAUCUUCUGCCCAGCCUGCUCAGCCUCUCUUCAGACCCGGUGGCCAACGUCCGUGUUCUGGUGGCCAAGGCUCUACGUCAGAGUGUGAUGGAAAAAGCUUACUUCAAGGAGCCAGGCUGCGCCUACUCUGAUGAGCUGGAGGAGACUGUGAUGGCUCUGCAGUCGGACAAGGACAGGGACGUCCGGUUCUUUGCAAGCCUGGACCCAAACAAAGGCUUGAUGGACACGGCUCCUCUGAUCUAGCCUCCGCUCCCCGCCGCCCCCGUUACCACCCGCCUGCCUGUCUUGCCUACCUGUCUGCCUGACUGAUGCACAGUCAGCACAACCUCCAACACCAGCACCAGUUUUCCAACCACUCGCUCGCUGGACAGAUAGGACCCACUUGGAGAACCACGUCAGCUGUCCAGACUGCGAAAGUA
Molecule: messenger RNA, 3144 nt
Organism: Cololabis saira (Pacific saury)
Lineage: Eukaryota; Metazoa; Chordata; Actinopteri; Beloniformes; Belonidae
Gene: ppp4r1l
Product: protein phosphatase 4, regulatory subunit 1-like
Exons: 20
Coding region: 41-2968 (975 amino acids)
Biological process (GO): protein dephosphorylation
Molecular function (GO): protein phosphatase regulator activity; protein binding
Source: RefSeq, a predicted model, not a curated record